Molecule: messenger RNA, 1956 nt
Organism: Brettanomyces nanus
Lineage: Eukaryota; Fungi; Ascomycota; Pichiomycetes; Pichiales; Pichiaceae
Gene: NHX1
Product: monovalent cation:H+ antiporter, CPA1 (nhx1)
Exons: 1
Coding region: 1-1956 (651 amino acids)
Biological process (GO): sodium ion transport; proton transmembrane transport; vacuolar acidification
Cellular component (GO): early endosome; late endosome; fungal-type vacuole membrane
Molecular function (GO): sodium:proton antiporter activity
Source: RefSeq, a predicted model, not a curated record
AUGUCUUUAUCUUCGAUUUACAGCAAAUCCAGACCAAUUCUACUAUGGAUCUUUGCCGUAGUUCUUUUGGCUGACAGAUGCGUUGCUAAAGAGGUAGUUAAUCCUAUCGAUGAAGCACCGGUCCCAGAAGAUCCCGAGGUCGAUUUGCCUGGCGCUGACGACGAUACAAACCCUAUCUCUGAAGAGAUAUUCUCAUCUUGGGCGCUUUUUAUAGUGCUAUUUCUUCUUGGAUCCGCACUCUGGUCGUCAUAUUAUCUACAGCAGAAGAGAAUCAAGGCUAUCCAUGAAACGGUGUUAUCUAUAUUUUACGGAAUGGUUGUCGGACUUAUCAUUCGUGUUAGUCCAGGACAUUACAUUCAGGAUGCCGUUAAGUUCAAUUCAAACUACUUUUUCAAUAUCCUCUUGCCACCCAUAAUCCUUAACUCUGGAUAUGAACUACACCAGGCCAAUUUUUUUCGGAACAUUGGUUCUAUUCUCAUCUUCGCCAUUCCGGGCACAUUUAUCAGUGCCAUUGUGGUAGGAAUAAUUAUGUUUGUCUACACAAAAUUGGGCAUUGAUGGUAUCAAUAUAUCAUUUGUCGACGCAUUGGCAGUUGGUGCUACACUUUCUGCCACUGAUCCUGUCACAAUUCUAUCAAUUUUCAAUAGCUACAAAGUCGACCCUAAACUAUACACCAUCAUAUUUGGGGAAUCUCUUCUUAACGAUGCUAUUUGUAUUGUCAUGUUUGAGACCUGUGAGAGGUUUCAUGGUCAACACGCUGAAUUUUCCAGUCUUUUCCAAGGUGUUGCUUUGUUUCUCAUCACUUUCACUAUUAGCACUCUCAUUGGCUUGGUGAUAGGCACUCUUAUUGCGCUACUGCUAAAGCAUUCGCAUAUUCGCAGGUACCCUCAGAUCGAAAGUUGUUUAGUGUUGUUGUUGGCCUACGAGUCUUACUUCUUUUCAAACGGUUGCCACAUGUCUGGAAUUGUUUCUUUGUUGUUUUGUGGCAUUACUUUGAAGCAUUAUGCCUACUACAAUAUGUCUCGCCGUACCCAGAUAGCUACCAAAUACGUCUUUCAGUUACUAGCACAACUUAGUGAAAAUUUUAUUUUCAUCUAUCUUGGAUUAUCUUUAUUUACCGAGGUCGAAUUGGUCUUCAAACCUCUUCUCAUCAUCGUUACAUUUGCAUGCAUCUGCAUUGCUCGUUGGGCAGCUAUUUUUCCUCUCAGUAGACUUAUCAACUGGAUCGCUAGAUCUAAGACUUCUUCGAGGGGAUACAGUAACGAACAAUCACAAGAGAUUCCUUAUAAUUAUCAGAUGAUGCAGUUUUGGGCCGGCUUACGUGGUGCUGUCGGUGUAGCAUUGGCUAUGGGCUUACAGGGCGACUCCAAGUAUGCAUUGCUAGCUACAGUCCUCGUUGUGGUGGUUCUUACUGUGAUUUUAUUCGGUGGUACAACUGCUGCUAUGCUUGAGAUCUUAAACAUCAAAACUGGAUGUGUCGAAGAGGGUGACGAGACCGACGACGAAUUUGACAUUGAGGCACCAACAGCCGCAACUACAAGCCUACCCAAAAGACAAAUAUAUUCCAAUCAUGGCUCGGCCACUUCUUCGCGAUACUACGAUGAUACUCCUGUUGGUGAUGAAUUGAAUGCCACUCCUUUGAAUGUGUCAGUUCCUACACCCCAGGCAAACAAUAAUAAUCCAAAAUUAGCUGUAUUUCCUUCUCAGCAAUUUCAUUUUGCAGGGUCUCAAACUAAUGCGGAUGGUAGAGCCCAAACAAGUUCAGGAUCUAGCUCAGGCGCGCCCGUACAAUCUUCUGCAAGCAUGAUGAAUUUAGGCAAUAUGCUAAAUCUGGAAGAACAAACUAAGUGGUUUACUAGUUUUGAUGAGAACGUGCUUAAGCCAGUGCUAUUGGACAACCUUCCAGAUGACAGUGACAAGCACACCAAUAAUGCUUCUUCUUCUUCCAGCACAUAG